AUGGACGAUACCCUCACCGGCGAAUACGUUCCUGAAGGCGCAGGGACCGCCAAUCCCAUAAUCGUCCGAACAGUGUGGAUCAUAACCCAUUUCUCACCCAGCGUUCGGCGAUCCGGUGCACUCACAUACGGGCACAACCGAUAUCUUACACAGCUGAGCCAUCUGAUAGAGACGUUUCAGGCCAGUAUCAGCCUAUCUCUGCCUUCUCCUCUACCAACCUAUGACAAAUUUCUCGAUGUGGCAAGGCCGAUUGCUCGAGAGUUAGCCAACAGCAUCAGCGAUACCUCGUUUCAUUUCUGUUUCGUGGCCGAUCGCGACGGUUCAGAAUGCAAGAAAUGGAAUGCUUAUUUGCACAAUUUCCGGCUAGAAGAACGUCCCGAAGUGGAUCCCGCGACUCUGGAAUUAGCCAGAAAAGUAGGAGAGGAGUUUUGUGUGGAUGCUUCUGAGGGCAAUGGUGCUACACACUCUCCCAAGAUCAGUGAUGUCGCUGACUCUGGAGACACCGAGACCUCCACAGGUGAUCAUGGCGCUGAGCGCUCGCCGACCAAAUCCAGCUAA
Molecule: messenger RNA, 558 nt
Organism: Tremella mesenterica DSM 1558
Lineage: Eukaryota; Fungi; Basidiomycota; Tremellomycetes; Tremellales; Tremellaceae
Exons: 1
Coding region: 1-558 (185 amino acids)
Source: RefSeq, a predicted model, not a curated record